Molecule: messenger RNA, 2326 nt
Organism: Portunus trituberculatus (swimming crab)
Lineage: Eukaryota; Metazoa; Arthropoda; Malacostraca; Decapoda; Portunidae
Product: CCAAT/enhancer-binding protein gamma-like
Exons: 5
Coding region: 338-754 (138 amino acids)
Biological process (GO): DNA-templated transcription; regulation of transcription by RNA polymerase II
Molecular function (GO): DNA-binding transcription factor activity, RNA polymerase II-specific; RNA polymerase II cis-regulatory region sequence-specific DNA binding
Source: RefSeq, a predicted model, not a curated record
CCUCACUCGACACUCGCGUCAGUUUUAACUAUGGCGACGAGAGAGUAGGAAGACAGUCGACGCCGCGCCAGGAUUCCCACACACACCCCGUAUCUCUUUGAUUUUUCUCGUGGGGGAAAUAGCUAGCGACGCAGAUGAAGUAAACAAUAACGUUGAGCCAGUGAGUGAGGCUUGUGUUUGUUGGGGGGAGCUCCCCUGGUGACAGCUGCCCACCCUCAGCUUGUGUCCACCACCACCACCACCACUACCACCACCACCUCUACUGCUGCUUCUUGACUCAUCCACCACCACCACCACCAUUCCGCAUCACAUUAGUAAGAGGUCUCAGGGAUCAGUGAUGUCCCCCAAGAUGGAAGGUCUUAGUGGUGAGAGCAGUGAGGAGUCGUCCCACAGUGGCAUGUCCUCGCGCCGCAUCGUCAAGAACACCGAAGAGUACCGCAAACGUCGUGAGCGCAACAACCAGGCAGUGAAGAAGUCGCGUUUGAAGACGAAGAAGAAGACGCAGGAAAUGGUGGACCGCGUCACUCAGCUGAGGAACGAGAAUGAAGAACUGGAGGAGAACAUUAAGAUUCUCAACAAGGAACUAGGCUUGCUCAAGGGCCUGUUUCUGGAGCAUGCAGGGAACGCUCAUGGAGUGCGGCUGAACGAGGCAGAGCUGGCCCGGAUGCUGGAUGAGGACCUUGAGGUGGACAAGGGAGUGGCCCUGCUGAUGAACCUCUCCCAAGGCAGCUCCCCCCAGAACAAGUGGAACUAGCACUGCCUCACCACCAACCAAUGACAACACUGCUGCUGCGCCUCUGCUGCUCGCGUCUGUCACUCCCCGAGGUGCACCCACCCCAGCACCACCUGGCCGGGGAGUGUCACUGCCACCUCCAGCAUCGCGUUCUUUGGCCGUGACUUGUGGGGGACUGGUGCAUCUGUGGGGAGGGUUCAGUGCAUAGUGGCGAGGACAGGCAGGCCUUGACAGGCAUCUCCCUGUGAGGCUGACGCUGGUCCACGCCGCCACUCACCUGCCAGUAUUUAUGACACUAAACACUCAGGACUGUCCUCACAAAACAAGUGCAGUACAGGUACUCCCUCACGUACAGUUGGGUUAGGUUCACAAAAAUGCAAUUGUAGAGCAAAUGAUUGUUUAGCAAACUUAAAGUUGAAAAUAAAAAGUAGGAAUAUGUUCAUGAUUUGUCUGUGUGCCCUAGAACACCCAUGAAAAACACAAAAUAUUGUAUUUACAAACUGUUAUUGUCUAAAGUAAUAAAACACAUGUUGCAUUAAUAUAAUGAACAUAACAGUAAAGCAAUAAGUAAUAUAAAAUAAGCAUAAGUAAACUUUAUAAUUACUCUCACAUUAGUGUUGAGUCCACAGUGUCCAGAGUGUGACUCACCACAGUGGCCGGCUGGGGACUCACUGUGACGCCACACACAAAACAGUGAAGAGUAAUGAAAUAAAUAAAACAAGUAAAGGAUAAGUUAUAAUAAAAAUUAUCAUGAUAAUAAUAAUAAUAAUAAUAGUAAUGAUAAAAGAAAAUGGGUGUGCACUGCAUGGGAUGAUAAGAAUGAAGCCUAAGCAAAGGUUUAUGAGGCAAGAGUGAAUAAAGAAGAAAGCUUGUGAGAAUGAAGUAAGGUAUGCACUGUACAUAGUGGUGAAUGGCACAGUGGGGAGUACCUGUACACUACAUAGAUAAGAAAAGGUGUAGCCUAACAUAUAUUUUCCUACAGUCAGACACUUUGAUCCUAAUGGUCUUUGUUGUUGUUGCUGUGGUCUGGCAUUUGGGAGGUGGAGGUGUGCGUGGAGCGGCCGCCAAGCCAUUUUUGUUGUACCUGAGGACGCAUUACCGUCUCGUUAUGUAGUUGAGUGUGUAGCAAGCGAGGCCCUGCGCUGCACCGCCCUGCCCCACUGGCCCCGCCCCGUGUGUCCUGCAGCAGGGUGGAGUGGCCAGCCAGUGGGGUGCGGUGCAGCGCAGUGCCUGCAGCCAGAGGUGAGCCAGCCAGCAGCUGGGCUGGAGGAAUGGUCCAGAUAGAGUGACAGGAGGAUGUCACUGCCACGCUGCUGUUCUUUGUUCAGGAAACGUUCAUUCCAUUUUGUUUCGACUCGCUCGUCUCACACAUGCGUGUUUCUUUCCAUUUGGGAGAAACAAAAUUCAAUGAUGGUUUCCCGUGUUUCUUUUCCUUAUUUUUAUUUAUUUUUAUUUUUUAGUUGGUGGACAUUUUUUAAGCUUCUUGCCAAUAUACUCUAUAGCCAAUAUGCACACAGCAUAUAACUUAAGUGUCUCAUCUCACUUGUUUCUUUGGGUACCCAAUUAUUUGAAAUAAAGUAGAUUUUGAAUGAA